Molecule: messenger RNA, 573 nt
Organism: Symbiodinium natans
Lineage: Eukaryota; Dinophyceae; Suessiales; Symbiodiniaceae
Source: the annotation of a GenBank genome assembly
AUGCGGGACCGCGAUAGCGAGGGCCUGCUGCUGCUCACCACGGACGGCCACUUCACUCAUUUCGUGACCGCGCCCGAGAAGUCUUUCGAGAAGGAGUAUGUGGCUCUCACCUGCUGCGCCAAGGAUGGGGCGCCGCCCUCCAAGGAGUGCCUGAGCCGCCUGGUGGAGGGCAUCGAGCUGUCCGAUGGCCAUGUAGCCAAGGCGCUGGCCGCCGAGGUCGUCGCCUUCGACGGCCGCUUCGCGCGGCUUCGCAUCGUGGUGACUGAGGGCCGUUUUCGCAUGGUGCGGCGGAUGCUGCGGGGCUGCGGCUACUGCUGCAUGCAGCUGCUUCGGGUUCGCACCUGUGGCAUCGGAUCUGCAGCGCUGCGGCCGCCUUCGCUCCAGGAGGCAGCCUUCGAGGCCAACCACAAGGUCUCCCCGUCCGUGGCACCAGCUAGCGCAGCGCGGGAUCCAGAGAGGCUCUUUCCAGGGGAGUUUGCGGCGGUCACGCCGGCAGAGGUUGCCGACAUCUACAGGGAGUGCCUGGCAAAGGUUCCACGAAACAGAGGUGCGACCAGCUGGUCAACUCCUUGA